Elaeis guineensis (African oil palm) is the source of this 2189-nucleotide messenger RNA. RefSeq lists its product as uncharacterized. The record is from RefSeq and is a predicted model, not a curated record. Gene Ontology annotation, cellular component: plasma membrane; plasmodesma. NCBI's taxonomy places the organism in Eukaryota, Viridiplantae, Streptophyta, Magnoliopsida, Arecales, Arecaceae.
GGUCCUCUCUUUCCCUUUUGCUAUUUCGGGCAUUAUCCUUUCAUCCUCCGCUGCCAAGGAAGCAUCCCAUCUCCUCCCUUCCCUCCUCAAAAACCCAACCCAAUGUCCGACAAGAGUCUAAUCUGAACCCAUAAUAUUAAAAAAAAGAAAAGAAAAGGAGAGGCCCUCCAGUCCUCCAUUGGGUGUCUCUUCUUCUGGGAUUCCAUAGGGGUCUGUGCUUUUAUUGGGACAACCCGGAGAGCGAGCGAGAGAACCCGGAGAGCGAGCGAGAGAGAGAGAGGGGCAGUGAGUUCGGAGAGGCAUGGCAUUCUCUCGAUCACCUUUUCUCCUCCUACCAGCUCUUCUCGUCCUCUUCCUUUCCUUCUCCAUCUCCUGCGCUUCUUCCCGGCUUCACAGCACACGGAUACCAGGUGGAAGAGGGGAAGAUGGCUUGGUUAUAUGGAGAAGGUUUCUUGCUGAGAAUUCAUCAUCUGUUGAGCUUUCCAACAGCUCUUUCAUUUUGGCUGCGGAGAGGACGGAUAGGAAGGAUCCUUUGGACGGAUACAAACAUUACACUGGUGGUUGGAAUAUCAGUAAUAAACACUACUGGGCUUCAGUCGGUUUUACAGCAGUUCCUUUGUUUGCUCUUGCCUUGGUCUGGUUCGUGGGAUUUGGUUUUGUUUUAUUGCUCAUUUGUUGCUGCUAUUGCUGCUGCCGACGCCGGAGUUAUUCCUAUUCUCGCACGGCAUAUGCUCUCUCGCUUAUUUUGCUCAUACUAUUUACCUGUGCUGCAAUUAUUGGAUGCAUUGUCCUGUACACUGGUCAGGGGAAGUUCCACUCCAGCACUUCAAAUACUCUGGAUUAUGUUGUGGGUCAGGCCAACAUAACGGUUGACAAUCUUAGGAAUUUCUCAGAGAGUUUGGCAGCAGCUAAGAAGAUUUCGGUGGAUCAAGUACUCCUGCCUGCUGAUAUGCGGGGUAAAAUUGAUGCCAUCCAAACUAAGCUCAACUCAUCAGCUAAUGAUCUGGCUUCUAAGACAAAGGACAAUUCUAGGAAGAUUCAGCGUGUGUUGGAUAUAGUGAGAUUGGAUUUGAUUAUAGUUGCUGCAGUGAUGCUCCUUUUGGCAUUUCUUGGAUUCUUAUUCUCUAUACUUGGAUUGCAAUUCCUUGUCUCCAUCUUAGUGAUUGCUGGAUGGAUUCUUGUAGCGGGCACAUUUAUCUUGUGUGGAGUUUUUCUUCUUCUGCAUAAUGUGGUUGCAGACACUUGCGUUGCAAUGAAUGAUUGGGUUGAUCACCCUCAUGCACAUACAGCUUUGGAUGAUAUUCUUCCUUGUGUUGAUUCUGCCACUGCUAACGAAUCACUGUACCGAGGCAGGGAAGUCACUUACCAGCUGGUAAAUGUUGUGAAUCAAGUCAUCAACAAUAUUUCCAAUAUUGACUUCCCUCCUGCUGCCAAACCUUUAUAUUAUAACCAAUCCGGACCAUUAAUGCCCCCACUUUGCAACCCAUACACAGCUGACCUGAGUAACCGUACAUGCACCGCCGGAGAAGUCAGCCUGAACAAUGCAUCACAGGUAUGGAGGGGAUACAUAUGCCAGGCUGCUGUUGUCUCUGGGAGUGAGAUAUGUACCACCACUGGCCGGGUUACUCCAAGCAUCUACAACCAAAUGGCAGCAGCUGUCCGUGUGAGCCAAGGCAUAUACCUUUAUGGGCCAUUCCUCGCUGAUCUAGAAGACUGCACUUUUGUACGACAAACAUUUACUGAAAUUUAUAGCAACCACUGCCCUGGUCUGGAGCUGCGCAGCAAAUGGAUCUACAUUGGGCUCGUGAUGGUAUCGACUGCUGUGAUGCUGUCCUUGAUCUUCUGGGUCAUCUAUGCCAGAGAAAGGCGUCACCGCAAGUAUAACAAGCAGUUUAUUCAUUCAGGUCAGCCACCUCUGCCUCUACAAGACAAAGGACCAUAGGAUCAUGUCAAUCUUAUAGCAAUCUAAGUAGGUUCCUCAUCCACUCGAGUUGAGUUGCGAUGAUGUGCAUAGUUGGUGAUAUUUUAUAUAAUAUUUUGUCGAGUGCUCUUAAUAUAGGUUUGAGGAUUCUCCUACUUGAGCUAGAUGGGUAGCUUAUGUAGUUUGCUUAUCCUGACUGUCUUAUUUGUUUUUUGGUUAUGCCUCCAGAUACUACUUGUUAAAUACAAUUAGCGUGAUUCUUUGUGAA